AAAAAAAUCUGAAAUUGGUUGAAUAUGUGAUGGCAUGAAACCACAAAAUUUGGUCUUUCUUCGUUUUCUUAUUUUCCUCAUGUAAAGUUUUAAUAUUUAUCAAAACAUGUCUCUUUAAUUCCAAGAUACCUUUAUAGUUUAUACAUUACAUAGAAAAUAUUUUACGUUAUUUCAUAUUUCCAUUAUUAUCUCAUGUUUUUAGUUAUUAACAAGCCCCCUCUUGCGGAAUCAGAAUUGAAGAGUGGAUAUAGGUGAUUCUGCCACGUUUGGGAAUCUCCGACCUCGAAUAGUGUAGCCGUAGAUAAUGGCGUGUGGGUUUCCAUCCCGUCUAUGCCAACUACUCUUUUCUUGGAGUCUCCCCACUCACCGAUAACUUAAAAUCUUGGUGUUUGUUUAUCCACUUCAACAAUCUCUACUCAUCUAAUCUAAUCUCGAUCUCCAUCCUUCAAAAUGGGAAAGGAAUCCACGACACCAACACUGGAUAUAUCGGAACCAUUGCUCCACGAAUCAUCCAAUUCCACUACAGAAACAGAAACCAUACCAGAAUGGAAAGAUCAAAUCACUUUGAGGGGUUUGGUCGUGAGUGCUUUGUUGGGGACGCUUUUUUGCAUCAUUACGCACAAGCUCAAUCUCACUGUCGGAAUCAUCCCUUCCUUAAACGUCGCUGCUGGCUUACUCGGUUUUUUCUUCGUCAAAUCAUGGACUACUUUUCUAGAAAAUUUCGGAUUCUCUGUUCGCCCUUUCACCCGGCAAGAGAACACCGUCAUUCAGACUUGCGUUGUUGCUUGCUAUGGCCUCGCUUUUAGCGGUGGAUUUGGAUCCUAUUUGCUGUCUAUGGACGAGAGAACAUACAACUUAAUCGGUUCGGAUUACCCUGGUAAUCGGGCUGAAGACGUUAAGAAUCCAGGAUUGUUGUGGAUGACUGGCUUUCUUUUUGUUGUCAGUUUUCUCGGCCUUUUCAGUCUUGUUCCUCUUCGUAAGGUUAUGGUUAUGGAUUAUAAGCUUACAUACCCAAGUGGAACUGCCACUGCCAUGUUAAUCAACAGUUUCCACACUACUACUGGUGCUGACCUUGCAAGGAAACAGGUAAGCUGUCUUGGAAAGUAUCUAAGCAUAAGCUUUGUCUGGAGUUGCUUUAAAUGGUUCUUUGGUGGUAUUGGUGAUUCAUGUGGAUUUGAUAAUUUUCCAAGUCUUGGGUUGACACUGUUCAAGAAUACGUUUUACUUUGACUUCAGUCCUACUUAUAUUGGAUGUGGUCUUAUUUGCCCACACAUAGUCAACUGCUCUGUUCUGUUUGGCGCCAUUGUAUCCUGGGGCUUUCUUUGGCCCUACAUUUCCACUCGUGCAGGUGAUUGGUAUCCAGCUGAUCUAGACAGCAAUGACUUCAAAGGUCUCUAUGGAUACAAGGUGUUCAUAGCUAUUUCCCUUAUUCUUGGAGAUGGGCUUUACAAUUUGGUGAAGAUAAUAUUGAUCUCCAUUAACGCUGUGUGGAACAACACUACCAAAACCAAACAAGAUCUCCCUGUGAAUGUAAGAAAAGAGUUACCAGAGUCUGAGAUCUCCAAGUCACAACUAGAGCAACAGAAGAGGGAUGAAGUUUUUCUGAAAGACGGAAUACCAACAUGGUUUGCAGGGUGUGGGUAUGUAGGGUUGGCUGCAAUAUCAACAGCUACAAUGCCGCUUAUAUUCCCACCCCUCAAAUGGUACCUGGUGCUGUGUUCAUACAUAAUCGCCCCUGCCCUAGCUUUCUGCAACUCCUACGGAACCGGUCUCACAGACUGGAGUUUAGCUUCAACGUACGGAAAAAUCGGUCUCUUCAUCAUCUCUUCGUUAGUCGGAAGCAAUGGAGGGGUAUUAGCAGGGUUAGCAGCAUGUGGUGUUAUGAUGUCGAUCGUCUCAACCGCCGCCGAUCUGAUGCAGGAUUUCAAAACCGGUUACCUGACAUUAUCAUCAGCCAAAUCGAUGUUCGUGAGUCAACUAGUCGGAACCGCCAUGGGCUGCAUCAUUGCACCGCUCACAUUCUGGAUGUUUUGGACCGCCUUUGAGAUCGGGACACCGGAUAGUCCGUACAAGGCACCGUAUGCAGUUAUAUACAGGGAGAUGGCGAUUCUCGGAGUGGAGGGUUUCUCUCAGCUUCCGAAUCAUUGUUUGGCGUUAUGUUGUGGGUUCUUUGUGGCGGCGUUGGUUUUGAACGUGCUACGGGACUGGUCUCCUUCGAAGAUCUCCCGGUUCAUUCCUAUUCCGAUGGCGAUGGCGGUGCCGUUCUAUAUCGGAGCUUAUUUUGCAAUCGACAUGUUUGUUGGGACUGUGAUUUUGUUUGUGUGGGAGCGAUUGAAUAAAAAAGAGUCUGAAGAUUAUGCAGGAGCGGUUGCUUCAGGGUUGAUUUGUGGGGAUGGGAUAUGGACGAUACCAUCCGCAAUACUCUCCAUUUUCAGGAUCGAUCCCCCCAUCUGCAUGUACUUUGGGCCUUCCGUUACCGGUUGAGUCAGCAGCACCCACCAAGUAGCCAAACUGUUUGCUAGUAUUACUUUAUACUAGAAAAGAAACAGCAUUUUAGAUAUGGAGUUUUUGUACAAAAAUAAAUGAAAUCAAUUCCCCACUGCUCUUUUUUCUCGCAUUUUUCGCCGGAAAAUGAUAACCAACAAGAUAGUUUCUCAUUAAAAAAACAAACAUAAACUGCCAGCAAAUGAAAACAACCAAACACGAUUUGAAUAUAUUGACAGAUUCUUCCUACCGUGAGUUUGGUUUGCUCAUUGGAAUAUGAAUACAACCAAACAAUUUGGAAAUCGAAAAGGAAAUUGUUGGAAAUGCACAACGUUCAUAGAUCAUGUGCCAAACAUUUAAUCACUAAUCAGUGUCUUAUAACUUGGAAAUUUGGAGGGGGAGGGGUUGUUUAACAGACGAUACCAAGGGUUGUGAUCAAUGGGUUCGUCGGUGGCACGGCGGAUGUACAGUGUGGUUUGGGGAGGAGAAUUUCAACAAUUUUUUCAAGUUGACGAUGUCACUGCACAACACAACAGGUAGACUAGGUGUUACCGGCAAUGCUUGUUACGAAAAAACCUAAAAACCAGUAGACUUCAAUCGUUGAAGCUUGGCAAAGGUGGCUGUGGUAGGUUCCAUAGGUGUAUGCGCACUCAGGCCCAGCAGUGGUGCUAAGGGUUGCCAAAUGGUUUUGCAAGUAAUGUGAACGUGAAAACACAAUUAACAUGAUUUCUUUUAUUUUAUUUAAAAAAAUUUUAAAAAUAAAAGUACAAUUAAAUGGGAAAUAAUCUUAAAAGUAGUUUAUUAUAGUAAAUAUUUUUCGUAAUUGUUACCUUUUAGUAAAACACUCUUUAGA
Molecule: messenger RNA, 3337 nt
Organism: Lactuca saligna
Lineage: Eukaryota; Viridiplantae; Streptophyta; Magnoliopsida; Asterales; Asteraceae
Source: the annotation of a GenBank genome assembly